GUUCGGUUGUUUGUCGCUCGUCAAUACACGGCGUCUCAUUCCUGAGUCAUUAAUAAUCCAAUUUGUGAAUUACCAAUUGUAACGAGGAUUUACCCUAACGAGCAUUGUUAUUUAUUUGUCGACAUUGUCAGUAUUUGCUAACCCGGCGUGCCGCGAGCCCGGCUUAGUAAACAAGUUACGUCAAUAGACUGCCACCUAGGCACCAUGCGGUCGGCACUACCAUAUGCCAUCUGAUAUCUCACCGGUAUACACUAAAAUCAUUCAAAAAUACUAUUCUGAACAAUCAAGUGAAUAUUUGAAAGUGUUACCAAUUUACUGUUGUGAAUUACUAGUGUCUAAAUGUUAAUAUAAAAUAGAUGCAACUUGAAAGUGUCUAAAAUGGAUAAAAGAGUGGAUCUUUUGUCUUUAUUGGAGUCGGACACAUGGCCGAGCUCUGACGACUUCCUGGAAAAUAUAUUUUCCUUGGAACAGGGCUCGUUGAACUUCCUCGAGGAGUCUAUGCCUGAUUUUAGCCUAUGUCCGGACAAUGUGCCUGAUAAUGUAUCAGACAACGUGUCGCAGUCGCAGCCUUCAGAAGCACUGAGCAGCUCCUGUUCAGACAGUGGACUGUCCAGUGAUCAGGCCGAAUUUGAUUUCGAGCAACAGUUAUCACCAUUCCUCAUACAAAACUCGUGUGAUGAAGACAUGAACGCCACUGCGGGCCUGGAGCCUACCAGCCCGGGCGAUGCUCAAGAUGUGGUCAUCCAAGAUACGUGUGAUACCUCAAACAGCUCCACCGAGCUUGUUGAAGAGACAUUUGACAUGUUGGACUUCGAGCAAAAUGUAGUACCUGGAUUUAUUAACAGCAAUAGUAAUACAUUCCAAAGCGCUGGUAAACCCGGUAGGAAACGCCGGCUGUCUCAACCACAGGUGGUAGUACAAUCCAAAGUACAAAGGCCUCCAAUAAAGGUGUCUGCGGCGCCGCAGAAGCCUCAACUAGUUGUUAAGGCGCAGCCCCAGAAGCCUUUGAAAGUUGCCAACAUUCAAGUGCUUAAUCCACAAACUAAGGUGUACUCUAAACCAGUAGAAACUGUGGCACCACAACGGAGAGUUAUAAGGGUAGCUCCGAUGGCAGGGAAUCCUCGGUCCAUACUCCUCCCCGUUACAAUUAAAGAUAUGAAAGACCUGAAGUCGAUUAAAAUCAUCAACGCUGCAGAUUUAAAGAAUGCCUCAAACAUUAAACUGGCGGCAGCUAAUUUGUUGUCGCAAAGUAAACUGCAAGAUCUUAAAGUGGAGUCCCGCAAUGAAUACGAGUAUAGGCACAACGUCAGCCAUUGUGAUGAUUCCGGAAGUGAUCGCAGUGAUGAUGACGAACCGGAACAAAGUCAAAUGGGUGACGGUAGGAACGGUUAUCCUCGCCUCGUUUUAACAGCCGAAGAGAGGCGUUUGUUAGCAAAGGAGGGCAUCACCUUGCCUAGUAGUUACCCGUUGACGAAACACGAAGAAAGGGAAUUGAAACGAAUCCGACGCAAGAUCAGAAACAAAAUUUCCGCCCAGGACUCUAGGAAACGCAAGAAGGAAUAUGUUGACGGGCUUGAAGAUAGAGUCAAACAAUGUACAGCGGAAAAUCAGACACUAAUAAGAAGAAUAAAAAUGCUGCAAUCACAAAACCAGUCUUUGUCAGCACAGCUCAAGCGGUUACAGAGCGUGUUAACGGGCGUAACCGGCGGCACAAGUGGCAAAUCCGCGCAGCCGGCCACGUGUCUGCUGGUGUUACUACUGUCAGUAGCGCUGGUGGCGUUACCGUCCAUGCGAGAUGAGAUACGGCCACGGAACGAACAGGUGCCCACCUCACCCGCAAUCACACGAGCACUGCUCUCAGCGACCAACAAACUGGCGCUCGAUGAGACCGUCAUUGACGACGGGGAAUUCAAUAUGGAGGAACUUAUUACGUUCAACCGACCACACUCGGAUCACGAUUAUCAAGUUAUCAAGAAUUUGGAUACACAUAAGGCACUACCUGUAGGUUACGUUGACUUGCCAAUAGACGAGGACUGGCCGCCUAAUUUAAAGAAACGCAUGAAAAAGCUGGAAUUCGAUUACGAUAAUGGAAAGGAUUACUUGCCACCCAUUGUCAAAGAGGAAAACUAUGAAAACUUCCACAAAUUAGAUUCAAAGCUGCGCACCGAGGAUGACGAUUUUAAAAUGGAAAACAAUGCAUUUUUAACUAAUACCCUAAUCUCGACAGGAAGGAAACUAGGGGAGCUACUAGACGCGUUUCCCCCGAUACCUGUUAAAAAUGAAGACCUCGUCAUCGAGGAGAUCUCAGAUUACGACACGAGGAAUAUCACUGAAGUGAAAAGUUUUGUCGUGGAAGGAACAUUAAAUGAGUUUUAAAUAACCGUUUCGCAUAGAUUCUAUAAUUUUUAGUUCUUUAUAUUUUUUAUUGUUAUAUAUUCCUUUGAGAUGACUAUUUUAUUAUUACUUUACAAAUGACAAUUUUAAUAUAAUCAUAAAAUUAUUCAUGCAAUUUUAUUUAUAUAAAAUGCAUCAUGGAAAUCUACUACUGGCACAUAAAUGCAAUAUGUAUAGAUUUUAUUUUGGUGUUGUUAGUGAGAUAGAUGAUGAAUGUUUUUAUAUUAAAUUAGGUUAGAUAUUAUUUCCAGAUACAUUAUUAUGAGUCGUCAGAGAUUGCAUGUAUUGUUGAGUAUUUAUUUGGAACAAUCAAAGUAAUAAUAUAUAUAAUAAUAAUAAUAAUCAAAAAAGUUUAUUUUGCAAUGCUUUGUUACGAUAGUUUAGGUUAAUAUUAUUUUAGGCAGUUUCGUGUUACGACUUACGGUGCAAUUAUUUUGUAAGUGCUGAUAUAUUAAUUGUUAAGUUCAUUAAAUAAUAUAUUGAACAUUUUAAAUUAGUUCCACUUCCAACAAAGAAAGAUUUAUAUUUGUCAUUUGUUAGGUUCGGAACAAUUGACCUCUGGUACAGAUAUCAAUCAGUUCGAAUACACUUUAUAAGUAAACAUUGGUUUUUUAAUUAACCCCACUGAAUCCUUUGGCAAAAAACAUGCCUUAGCAAAAUUGUCUUACAAAUAUUUUGAACUUCCAAAAUAAAUAGAUACAUGCAAUAGCAUUUCGCGUACAUUGAAAUCCGAAUACAACUAUUUCAUCUUUUGUACCAGAACAAUAGGUAAAUAGGCUAAGUCAAAAAGAAUAAAACGAAUAUCUUAUAGUAAGCUUUAUUUAUGUAAUUAUGAGUUAACAAUUUUUUCGAUUUCCGACAGGUUGUGACCUUAACUGAAUAUAACUCGAAUUGCGUAUGCAAAAUUUUUACAACUCUUACAGAAAAAAAUAAACACUGAGAACUGUUUCUAAGAAUAUUAAUAUUUAUACUUACAAUAAGAAUUCAAUUCAGUUUUCAAAGCAUCAUGUAUGUAUGAUACAUAAAGUUAAUUAUAUAUAUUGAAAAACUUCCUCGUGCGUCCACAAGCCCACCGACUGAACAUGACUUACUUAGUAAGUGAAAUUUUAAAUUAUAAUUUAAAUUAACUAUAGGGCAAUACACCCAUGAGUGUCAGACAUCGCUGCUCGGAGGCUUCGCGCUUGACAUUCUACACACCUGAAGCCUUCCCAGUUGAUAUAACAUCCUUUCUAGUUGAAGUUGAAAAAACAAAACAAUAGGUGCAUUAUAACGUUAAUAGUGACAUAUCUACAAUGCUUGUUACAAAUCAAUGCUGAUUGAUAUGAAUGCCAUCUGAUAGUUUUGAUCUAUAGGUACACUUAUCCAUUUUUACAAUGAUCAUGCCAGACCGAUCAACACGAUUUGUAUAGACAUAACUUUAGACAACAAUUUACUUGUUAUAUAUAAUAAA
Achroia grisella is the source of this 3844-nucleotide messenger RNA. RefSeq lists its product as uncharacterized. The record is from RefSeq and is a predicted model, not a curated record. Gene Ontology annotation, cellular component: nucleus. Gene Ontology annotation, biological process: regulation of transcription by RNA polymerase II. The transcript is spliced from 8 exons. Gene Ontology annotation, molecular function: DNA-binding transcription factor activity, RNA polymerase II-specific; RNA polymerase II cis-regulatory region sequence-specific DNA binding. Bases 379 to 2376 code for a protein of 665 amino acids. Lineage: Eukaryota; Metazoa; Arthropoda; Insecta; Lepidoptera; Pyralidae.